Manihot esculenta (cassava) is the source of this 762-nucleotide messenger RNA. Its product is annotated as DNA-directed RNA polymerase 3B, chloroplastic-like. The coding region runs from base 1 to 762 and encodes 253 amino acids. NCBI's taxonomy places the organism in Eukaryota, Viridiplantae, Streptophyta, Magnoliopsida, Malpighiales, Euphorbiaceae. The transcript has 2 exons. Gene Ontology annotation, cellular component: mitochondrial DNA-directed RNA polymerase complex. The record is from RefSeq and is a predicted model, not a curated record. Gene Ontology annotation, molecular function: DNA binding; DNA-directed RNA polymerase activity. Gene Ontology annotation, biological process: mitochondrial transcription.
AUGGCCAUUUGGUCAAAGAGUCGAAGAGCCUCUGUGACCCACAGAGCUCAAUUUCAGUCCCCAACUUGGCCAUCAAAACCUUCCAAAAUCAUCAGAAUUCACAAACCCUACAAAAACCUCCAUUUCCUCUCGAUACCAAUCAACCAUUCUCUGUCUACUCCACUAGUUUCUUCCUUUUCUUUCCCUCUUAUUCCCAAAUUCCCUCGUAAUCUACUCCCCUUUCACCCCGUACAAGAUGCUACUGAGGAGCAUAUCCUCGAAGACAUCGAGAAUUCCAUGAGAAAUCAUCCAAAUCUUGAAAAUUUGAUCAAACUGGAAUUACCCAAUAGCCACAAUUGCCAAAUUAUAUGUCCAGAAUCGUCUAAAAGAGUUUUUAUAGAAGAUCCUCCCUGGAUUUCUGCCCUUUUUUUCAAGGGACUGUAUAACAUAGCUAAUCGAGAAUUGAAGGUAGAGUUCAAAGAUAUUGAGAAGAGAAAGUAUAAUUUACUUGGGCGGCGACAAAUUAGACAAGAGACUGAGGCGUGGGAGAGAAUGGCAGAAGAAUAUAGGAGUUUAGUGAGGGAAAUGUGCGAGAGGAAGUUGGCAUCAAAUUUGCCAUAUGUCAAGGGACUAUUUUUGGGGUGGUUUGAGCCCUUGAAAGAGGCUAUAAAGAAGGAGCAGAAUCCGCAGAGGUUGAACAAACAGAAGGCGGCAUUUGCUCCCCAUAUUGAGUUGAAAAUGAGAAAAAAAAAAGGAGAAUCAAUAAUGGCUGAAAUGAAAUAG